UCAUUGCCUAGUCGUUUCCUCGCGCUACCCAAACGUCUGAAGGUGCCACUGGACUUACCCACAUGUUCCUUGGAGUUGCCUAAUGUGCCUGAACCUCCACUAGCAUUGCCCAGUGGAUUCAAGUCACCGCCGACACCCGAGAUACAUAGCCCACUACCACCGGCACCGCCCGAAGCAAAGACCUCAAAGCCUUGGGCGCCGUCUAACUCCCCCUUUUAUUCAUUGGAGCCAUCGCCCAAAGCACUAAAUAAGCCACUAGCGCCAUUGAAACGGGCUCCAUCACCGUCUAGAGCACAGCUGGCGUUGACUAGCAUGCCGCUGGCACAGUCCAGCACGUGGCAGGCACCGCCCAGCUCGCCCAAGGAGCCUCCCAUGCACCGGUAUCCCUCUCGCCCUCUCUCCAUCCUAUUGGCGCCACCCUCUCCACCUUGGGUUCUUCCAUUGUCGCCGAGUAAGGCAUGGGUGUCACCACCUCCACCUUGGGUGCCUCCAACAUUGCCAGUCGUGCCCUAG
Molecule: messenger RNA, 513 nt
Organism: Ilex paraguariensis (yerba mate)
Lineage: Eukaryota; Viridiplantae; Streptophyta; Magnoliopsida; Aquifoliales; Aquifoliaceae
Source: the annotation of a GenBank genome assembly